This is a messenger RNA of Lecanosticta acicola, 1442 nucleotides long. The record is from the annotation of a GenBank genome assembly. Lineage: Eukaryota; Fungi; Ascomycota; Dothideomycetes; Mycosphaerellales; Mycosphaerellaceae.
AUGAAACGCACCCAGCAGCUGCUCGCCGCUGUGGCCCUCGCUGCCGUUGCUGCCGCUUCCCCAGCUCCCCAGCAGCUCGACUUCGCCCAGAUCAACGCUGCUCCAGCUCUGCCCAGUGGUCCCUCGUUGAUCGACUCCGAUGCCGACGGCGCUCAAACCGCAACCCUGGCCACCAGCAUCACCAUCACCGGUGUCGCCACCGCUUCCGUCGCGGCCACGGGCAACGCCAACAAGCGUGGCAUCCCCGACACCACCUACACUCCCUACUACCCAGCUCUGGCAACGGGCUACACCACCGACCCAGCCCUCUCUGCCACCAGCACUACCACCGCUGGCCAACCUUGCGUCACCCAGCCUGAGGCCGGCACUUACUGCGGCUUCAUCAACCCUGAGGAUCCCUGUGCGCCUCAGCCAGACGGAUAUGGUCCUGUGCCGUAAGAACAAACCAAGUCCAACGCUACUUACCCCCCUUGGACCAUUCACUGACAUCAACCCAGAACUCCCGACACGGCUUCCGCAUUCCUCUCUUACUCGCCUCUACACUCGUCCGCCCGGGCUGCCGCAACUACCAUUCCCUCCGUCAACAACACGCAGUACACCCAGGUCUUCGAGGACCUCAACGCUCAAGUCGCCGCCCAGUCUUACCUCGGUCUCUACACCCUCCAGUCUUACAAUGUCUCCCAGUGCGCUGCCGAGUGCGACGCUACCGACCUCUGCACCGCCUUCAACAUUUUCUUCGAGCGUGACCCAUCCCUGAACCCAUCCAACAACGACUCCUCCGCCCCGACCGUCUGGGGCGACUCCUGCCCAAACGUAAGCUCACCACUGCAUAAUCUUCUUUGGCGUGUGAUGACUGACAUUGCUUCCAGCCACCGUCCAUGACCAGCAUCAAGUGCACUCUCUUCGGCUCCAACAUCGAUGCAUCCAUGGCGACCAACGGCGGUCAGAUGCGCGAACAGUUCCAAGUCGUCAUCACGGGCAGUGACGGUUACGACAAGACCAACAUCACCACUCCGCCAGCCUGCACCGCUCCAGUCCAGUCCAGCACCUCCACCAAGAGCUCCUCUACCGCGCCUACCCAAACCUCUUCUCCGGGAACCUCGCGCAACCCUCAGUACCCAUGGUACAAGCCGGAGAACUGCCACGGCAAGGCCAUCAACGCACCCUGGUACAGCAUGGGCAGCCGCUUCUUCCCCGGCCCCUUCAACCCACAGGCCUGCGGUGACUAUGCCUACUUCCAGAAUGUUGCGAACAAGCAGGCUGGCAAGGGCUCGUGCCAGAUGUUCAACGCUUUCUACUUGCACAAGAACAACAAGCCAUACGGAACCUACUGCUCGCUGUACAGCGCUUACUUGGACCCACUCUGGGCGACCAACUCUGGUUCCAGCUCUGGCAACGACCGGUACGACUGCAAGCAGAGCUGGACUUAUACUUUUAUUUGA